Molecule: messenger RNA, 435 nt
Organism: Gossypium arboreum
Lineage: Eukaryota; Viridiplantae; Streptophyta; Magnoliopsida; Malvales; Malvaceae
Exons: 5
Coding region: 1-435 (144 amino acids)
Source: RefSeq, a predicted model, not a curated record
AUGGAGGCUAAUCCACUUACAAGUGAAGCAAUAGCUCUCACAGAAAAGAAAAUGUACAUGACACUGGGUGAGCUAUUAGCUAAUAAAAGCUACAAACCUGUGAGUAAUGCUGCUAAAGAGAAGGCUUUUAAGGUUCGACAGCAUAUGGACUCGUGCUCCUCUCUUAGACAGGGGGUUCUAGCUCAAAGAAGGUCAAAUAUCCAGGGAAACCGAUUUCCCUUUACUGCUGAGGCUUCACGUAGAGCUGCAGUUGCCCCACUUCGAUUUGGAGCUUUUAAUGGUAGCAAAGUGUCUAAUUUGAACAAACCAAGGAUCAAGUGGCAGGUGGCUUGUUACAUGACUGGAGGACAAGCUCUUCAUUUGUCUGGAAAUGUUAAUUGGGUAGUGUGUGUCCCAAUGGGUUCUGUAGUUUCUUCUGCUGGGACUUUCCUUUGA